Monopterus albus (swamp eel) is the source of this 2080-nucleotide messenger RNA. It is a transcript of the gene stau2, whose product is annotated as staufen double-stranded RNA binding protein 2. The transcript is spliced from 16 exons. The coding region runs from base 88 to 2043 and encodes 651 amino acids. Gene Ontology annotation, cellular component: cytoplasmic stress granule; neuron projection; plasma membrane. The record is from RefSeq and is a predicted model, not a curated record. Gene Ontology annotation, biological process: anterograde dendritic transport of messenger ribonucleoprotein complex; germ cell development; intracellular mRNA localization. Lineage: Eukaryota; Metazoa; Chordata; Actinopteri; Synbranchiformes; Synbranchidae. Gene Ontology annotation, molecular function: mRNA binding; double-stranded RNA binding.
GUCCGUUCCCUUUUCCAUCCAGUUCUCUUUAGUGUUUGCCGAUGUUGGAGGUGUAACUGGGGUCUGGCCCUGGACUAAGAAAAGAGCAUGGCUCAAGUGAAAGUACAGACCUCAGCACCCCUGGCUGGUCCUGGCCUCUCUCCUGGACUUUCCCCACCGGCCAUGGCCAGCCCAGGAUCCGUGGGUCUGCAGCCCUCCGUCAAUGGCACAGGCCCGGCCCCCACACCCACCUGCCCUGCUCCUGCAGUCGGAUAUGGGGAUGCCCCUGUGUCUGCCACACCACCAGGCCCGCCUCAGGAGAACAUGGCAAACCCUAAAGAGAAAACUCCAAUGUGUUUGGUGAAUGAGUUAGCCCGUUUCAAUAGGAUCCAACCACAGUACAAGCUCCUUAAUGAGAGAGGCCCUGCACAUGCUAAGAUCUUUACAGUGCAGCUGACUCUUGGGGAGCAGGUGUGGGAGGCGGAGGGCACAAGCAUUAAAAAGGCCCAGCACUCCACGGCUGCCAAAGCGCUUGCCGAGAGUGUUCUUCCCAGGCCAGCGCCCCGCUCCCCUAAAGUGGAUGUUAACAGCAACCCAGACAGUAUAACACCCACAGUGGAGCUGAAUGGUCUGGCCAUGAAGAGAGGAGAGCCAGCUGUAUACAGGCCUUUGGAUCCUAAGCCCAUGCCCAACUAUAGAGCUAACUACAACUUCAGAGGGAUGUUUAACCAAAGGUACCAUUAUCCUGUUCCUAAGAUCUUCUAUGUGCAGCUGUCUGUGGGGAGUCAUGAAUUUAUUGGUGAUGGACGCACCCGCCAAGCAGCCAGACACGAUGCUGCCAUGAAGGCCCUGGAGGCCCUGCGCAACGAACCCAUCCCUGAUCGGCCACCACAGAACCCAGAGGAGAAAGGGGAGACUGAGGAAGGCACGGAUGCUAGCAAAUCAGAGAUCAGCCUGGUCUACGAAAUUGCCCUUAAAAGGAACUUGUCUGUCAACUUUGAGGUGUUGAAGGAGAGUGGUCCCCCACACAUGAAAAGCUUCCUGACCCGUGUCACCGUGGGGGAGUUCUCUGCUGAGGGAGAGGGCAACAGCAAGAAGCUGUCCAAGAAGCGUGCUAAAACAAAGACACACUACAAGAAACGUACCAAGACCAUCCUCAAGACAGGACCAGACUAUGGCCAGGGCAUGAAUCCUAUCAGCCGUCUGGCCCAGAUCCAGCAGGCCAAGAAGGAGAAGGAGCCCGAGUACCUGCUGCUUUCUGAGAGGGGGAUGCCCCGACGCCGGGAAUUCAUCAUGCAGGUGAAGGUGAACAACGAGGUUGCGACGGGAACAGGACCCAACAAGAAGGUGGCCAAGCGGAACGCAGCCGAGGCCAUGUUGCUACAGCUGGGGUACAAGGCUUCCACAGGCCCUCAGAACUCCACCGAGCUGGACAACAAAGGCUGGAAUGGACAAAAGGCGCCUUUUACCGAAACAACAAGUAACACCCAAAAAGGUCUACUCCACCUCAGCCCUGAUGUCUACCAGGAGAUGGAGGCCAGCAGAAAGCAGGCGGGCAGUGCUCCAUGCUCUGGUGGAAGCAGUGGCGGCUCUGUCAACUAUAUUUCUUCCAAAGACAUGGGGCCCUGCUCUGUCCCACUGCCCCCCGGACACACUCCAUACUAUAGCAGCUCGGCCUCCUCAACCAGUCCAACUGCUACCAUGGCCAGGGAGCUACUGCUUAAUGGUCAGUCACCUACAGUCGAUGCCUCCCUUUCCAUGAAGGGGAAGAACCCGGCCCUUGCCUGCGGCGUCUCGGUGCAGCCUGCGCAGCAGCUGGACUACCUGGCUCACAUCCAAGGCUUCCAGGUGCAGUAUAAUGAUGCACAGAGUGGCAAGGAUUUUGUGACCUACCUGACCCUCUCCCCUGUGCACAUGACUUUCCACGGCACCGGGAGCACCCUCCAAGCCAGCCAUGACCAGGCUGCUCUAAGUGCCUUGAAACAGCUGUCGGAGCAGGGACUGGACCCAGUGGAUGGCCCCAUCAAGACCAAUGAACCAUGUGGGAGGGAGGACGGACAUUAAACAGACUAACUCAGGCACCACCACUCAGGUCUGCAAC